Molecule: messenger RNA, 588 nt
Organism: Xenopus laevis (African clawed frog)
Lineage: Eukaryota; Metazoa; Chordata; Amphibia; Anura; Pipidae
Gene: fancd2os.L
Product: FANCD2 opposite strand L homeolog
Source: RefSeq, marked predicted
GGAGCAGACGGACAUUAACUGCUGGACUGAAUGACUUUAUCGUGAUGUUAUAAUGGCUGCAUAUCAACUCUGGUCUCCAUGGACCCCACUUGAUGAUCAUUUACAGUGGUUAAGACAGGCAACUCCACAAAAGUUCUCAAAACACCCUUUUCGGGGAGUAUGGAGCUCUCUGUACACUACAGAUGUGGAAAAGCAAGCGUGCUUCCAUGAGAUUCACAUCAAUCAAGACAAAGUGAUAAAGCCAGGACAGAGCCCGCACUUGGCACGUCAUCUAAUGCAUCUGAAACAUGUACAGAGCAAAGUUCUGAAGCCGCAGCCAGUGCGGCUAAUUGGCUUGAAUAUAGUGUUUGGUAGAAUGAUCACUAUCCAGCCUCCGAAGUGGACUGGCUCCUUCCGAGUGUCUGAAAAGUCAGCCUUCUCCAGAGUCGUCAUCCCGAAGAGCGAGUGGCCAGAAGGACUCAAAGAAGCACAGACUGAAAUGGCCAUAGAUACAUGCAAGAAAUUACUGCGUGCUAUUCUGCUGCUCUAUGCCACCUAUAAGAAAUGUUCUUUCAUCUUGCAGCACUCCAAGUAAAAUCCUCAGUCAAA